Messenger RNA from Argiope bruennichi, 1850 nucleotides. Its product is annotated as homeobox protein Nkx-2.5-like. The transcript has 2 exons. The coding region runs from base 314 to 1378 and encodes 354 amino acids. The record is from RefSeq and is a predicted model, not a curated record. Lineage: Eukaryota; Metazoa; Arthropoda; Arachnida; Araneae; Araneidae. Gene Ontology annotation, biological process: cell differentiation; regulation of transcription by RNA polymerase II. Gene Ontology annotation, cellular component: nucleus. Gene Ontology annotation, molecular function: DNA-binding transcription factor activity, RNA polymerase II-specific; RNA polymerase II cis-regulatory region sequence-specific DNA binding.
UUUCACUUCUUCUCACUAAAGAGCGGACAAUCGCAUCAGCUCCUAUCACAGAUACCCGCUGCAGUGAUUGAUGUCGGACUCUUCAUGAUCGCUCCAAACGUUUGAUCUCUUCCCUUCAUGCUUCAUGCUUAUUAAGUGCUAAGUUCGGCUUUUAUUUUCCAUGCAUUAAUUUCGGAAAAAUCAUCACCUUAGUUCAUGUGUUCAUGUAUUAUUAUAUUUGGAUUGUGAUACUUGGAUAUAUUUUACAAUAAGCGUCAAUGAUUGCGUACCGAACUUUGGAUGGGGAUCCAGUGAAAAAUAUAUACUUACAGAUAUGCUGGCGAAUGGCCAUGCGACAAAUCGUUCCGGGAUUCCAUUUUCAGUAAAAGAAAUUCUCAAUCUUUCCGACGAUUCAUAUUUCAAUUCCAGUUUUGACAACAUGUUGCUGGACGCCAUCCAUACAAACUGUAACAACAAUGUGAACUGGCAGCAGGAGCCUGCUUCUUGGGAACCAGAGAAAACAGUCGUCAACGAGCAAUGGUAUGCCGAAGCCAACGAUAAAGAGAUUCAACAAUUUCCAACUCAAGUUUCUUCUUCGCCAGCCUCUUCGCCAUCCCAUUCGUACCUGAGUUUCCCAAGAAAUAGCUCAGAGAUUACCGAUAGUCAAAUAAAGAAUAACAAUUCUGAAAAUUUUUCUAAGGUAAACAACAACAAUUUUCAAGAUGUGAAGUUGUGGGCGACAAAUAAAGCUUCUGGUCGCUAUGACUCGAAUGACCACAGCAACAGCAGUUCUGGAAGUCCUGCAGAAAACCAUUUCAUCCAUCAGACAUCAAGAUGCAAGGGAAAAGUGGAAGAUCCAUUGAUCCGAAUAUCUGAGAGAACCCGAUCCAGCAACAGCUCUAAAAGCAAACGUCGACCCCGUGUCCUCUUCUCCCAGGAACAAGUGGCCGAACUGGAGCGUCGCUUUCAGUUUCAACGGUAUCUCUCUGCCUCAGAAAGAGACGAUUUUGCAAACAGUUUGAAACUCACUUCCACGCAAGUGAAGAUCUGGUUUCAAAACCGACGUUACAAAAACAAGAGAUUGAGAGGAGAGAGGGAUCCAACUUAUAGACCCAAUUCAGUGAUGAUGCAGUAUCCAACUGGUGAAACAUCUCUUCAACCUUAUCCUCCUCCCUAUCCAUACAAUGCAUCCAGUAGUACAAAUCCGCUGACUACCAGCACUAUUCAUCAUUUUCCGCACAAUGCUCCUUGUGAUUCCGAUAAACUUCCUGCUAUUUUCGGCAGCAGUGAUAUUGAUCCACCCUACCGUCCAAUGGAAAGUCAGUUCCUCUCUACAAAUGUUAAUAUGGGUGAUAACGUUUAUGGUUAUAUUCCAAAUGUAAAAUGUGAAUAUGAAUGAGAGGGAGCGACUUCUGUAUUCUUGUUAAAAGGCUGGGCCUUUUUUUUUUUAUUUAAACAUGUUCUGUAUUUCUUGCAAUACUCAUUAUGAUAGAUUUUAAGGUUUGUUAUUCAUUAUAAUAAAAUGAUAUUUUUUAAUACGUUAUUAUUUUUAUUUACAAAAUAAUGAAUUUAUUUGCUGUAUCAACAUUUUAAAGAGACAAUUAUAACGUAAGGCAACAAUUUGAGAAAGUUGCUUUUGAUUUGUUAAAUGAACAUUUAAAAUGAUCUGCAUUUAUGGAAAAAACUAAUUCUUUUAGUUAACUGCAAAAAUUGGAAAUGGAAAGUCAAUUCCCACGUCAUUCAUUUUCCCACACUUAUUCAUUUACAAUUCUUUUGCUUUAAGAAAUGUUUUCGUUAAAUUGUUUCGUUUUUUGGUCUCACUUUUGAAAUCUUCUGUUUUACUAUUUUUGUACACUAUUCUUUGCUGUUUC